AGUAAAGUUGCCUUUGUACCUCGUCUUACUACAGGGAAGUUAAGUGAAGGACAGGCUGCUAAAAUGACAGGCGGCAUAGGCGAUAGUUCAGGCAAGGUCCUGACCCUCGAUGAUCUCAUCGAGGCGAUGGACAAGCGGGAAAGAACGCCGAGGAGUGUCCCCAAAGUCGACACCUUCCACUUCAAUGGGGAACGGGUCUCUGAAUGGUUGGACCUAGUGGAGCAAGCCUUGGUGGGAGUACCAGACGAGACGAAAUUCAAACGCAUCCUGCAGUAUGUGCUCCAUAAGCACCAUCCGAAAGUACGGAAGGUGGUCGACGACGCCAACGGCGACUGGGCUAAAUUUAAGGAAGGAAUGCAGCGGAAGUAUAGGUUGGGGGAUGGCCUGCUGACUAUGGCGGACCUAGAGGCAACGAAUAGGGACGACUUCACCACCAUUGGGGCAUUCCUGCAAGAAUUCAAAAAGAAGGCGAGAAAGGUACAUGGGAUAUCAGAGGAGGCGCAGUGCGCCGUCUUCCUGGGAUUGCUCACCGCAUCUGAGACAGUUGAGCUAACAAGCCAUGGGGGAGGAAAUGCCAAACUUAUCUGGGCCACCAUUGACAGAGGGGUGGAGGUUGGAGGCCUCGACCAGGUCGAGCAGCACCAGGUGAGGCUGCAGAGGCAGAAGCGGAAGGAUAGGGAUGCGGCUGGGUCGCCAGGAGUAAAGAAGAUCAUAGCCGACGUAUUAGCAGGGCUUGACCCGGUGAUACAGCGGAAGGUGACGGCGGCAGUCCAGGAAAAAGGCAAGGGGGCCGUGGUAGAGGAGGCUACCCAGGAGGGAUGGGAAGAGGAGGAGCCGGUACCUCCACACCUUACGAAGGCGCAGCGUAAGCAGCGCAAUCUAGCACAAGGCGAACAAGGGUCAGGAAAGGGCCAGGCGCCUCAAGUAGUGGUAGCGGCAUCUCCGAGCUCAUCCGGGCCGUCAAGUAGUGCGGGCCCGUCGCAAGCACCAGUGUCACCAUUUGGGCACUGGUCGUGGCCCCUAGUUAACACCUAUGUACCCUGGGGUGGCCCAACGCCGUCUGGACAGGUAAUACCCUAUGCUGGGCCCCAGACAACAUGCGGGAAUUACGAAGUGAUUACCUGCCGGAACACUGGGCCAAGGAGCCUCAGGAACAGGCCCAACCCUGACUCCUUCACGAUUGAGGAGUCAGAAGACGCGCAUCGGAGGCUUAUGGCAGAGCCCGAGGACGAAGUAGAAGGUGAGGCCUUCUCGCUCAGCCUGUCGGAUGUGGGAAAGGCCACGGAUAUAGUGGCCACGCACGAGAUGGCCGAUCCGGAUGCCAUUCAGGCGUUGAGGGAGCAGGUUCAGGAGUAUCCCCAGGAAAGAGCCCUGAUGGUGGAGCUGAUGAAGAAAAGACAUCGCGCCUAUGCGUUCAGCGACGAGGAGCGUGGCAGGUUGGAUGUGGACAAGAUUCCAAUGAUCCGCAUCCAUACCUUGUCGCACGAGCCAUGGAACCUAAGAGGGGCGCGAUACCCGGAUCCGGUCGAAGAGAAGAAGGUAGUGGACUACCUCGAUGGCAAAAUACGUACGCACGUCGCCGACUACUCAAGCGGACCCUACGCAUCCCCGUGGUUUUGCUUUAUUAAGCCCAAUGAGACACUAAGGUGGGUACAGGACUUGCAGAGACUGAAUGCGGUGACAGUGCGGGACGCAGGUGGGCUACCAAAUGCUGAUGCCCUGUCGGAAUCAUGCGCUGGGACGCCGAUAAUUUCGCUUAUUGACCUCUAUUCCGGAUAUGACCAAUUUUCGGUCUACCCGCCGGACCGACCAGUGACGGCUAUGCACACGCCUCGAGGGCUUAUCCACAUGAAUGUGGCUCCACAAGGGUGGACGAAUGCGGUGGCAAUGGUCCAGAGGAAUAUGAUCCGGGUCAUGCAGACAAUUAGUCCACACAUCACGCAGCCAUACAUCGAUGACCUGGCAGUGAAAGGGCUGCGAAAAAGGGAAGACGAUGAGGUCCUACCUGGAGUAAGGCGGUUUGUCUGGAGGCACGUUCAGGACCUUGAUAAAGUCCUAGGCUUGCUUGAGGAGUACAACCUUACGGCCAGUGGGCUUAAGUCUAAGCACUGUAUGAAGAAAGCGACUAUCUUGGGGUUCGUCUGUAAUGAGAACGGCUGGCGACCGGAUGUUAAGAAGACGGAUAAGAUAGUUGAGUGGCCGGUGCCAUUCCAUUCUGUAACAGAUGUAAGGAGCUUCCUAGGUACGUGUGGGUUUUGGAAGUCCUUCGUCAAGAACUUUGUGGCAAAAACAGAGCAAUUAAGGACGCUGGUCCGGCAGGAUCAGGAGUGGACCUGGGGUGAGGAUCAUGAAGAGGCUGUGGCCAACAUCAAAGAGGAGUUCCGGGAAGGAGGAUUGGUGCUAGGAGCGCCCGAUUAUGACGCUACGGAGACGAGACCAUUCAUUGUGGAGACCGAUGCAGGACCGACGGCCUUGGGUGGAGUUCUAAUCCAAGCAGACAUCAAGGGGAAGGAGAGGUCGUUGCGCUUUGAGAGUUGCACACUAUGUACGUCAGAGAGAAACUACUCCCAAUUCAAGAGGGAAACUCUCGCCGUCCUUUAUUGUCUGCGGAUUUUUCGAAACUACAUCUUCGGCAGGAGGUUCAUCUUGAGGGUAGACCCAACGGCUCUCGCCUUCUCCCUGAGGAAUUAUGUUCCGUCCGAUCCAACAGUUGCCAGGAAACUGGACAAGAGGUGGUUGGGUCCCUAUCGGAUCGUGCGAUGCGGAGAGUUCGGCGCAUACCAGAUCGAGGAACUGAAUGGAACAGAGUGGAAAGACUGGGUGUCAGGGACGAGGUUGAAGAAAUUUGUGGCCAGAGAAGAGGCGGAAAGAGUUUUGGCCAGACGGAUCAGGGAUAUGGCCCGAGAUUGGGAUGGUUGUAGAGCGCACUUGAGGGCGGCAUUCCGGCAGCCAGAACCACCUCAGCCUAGAGUCGAAAGGCACCUCAGGAGCGGCAGGCAGAGGGAACCUGAGCCCGCUGAAAACCGAACCUCGCGGAGAGGACGGAAGGCGCUUGCUAGGCGGGAAGAGGAGGACGUGCCUGAGGCAGAACGACGGGGGGAGCACCCCGAGGGUGGACUGGGGCCAAUGGAGUUCCACCACUAUACUGGAGGAGGACUGGGGGGACCGCCUCAGCAUAUACAGGAAGAGAUACCGGCCUUUGAAGGGUCAUUGCAAGAGUUAGAGGCACACCUAGACGCUGCCCAGUGGAGAGAGCCGCCGAUGAGUGAGGGGCGCAUUGAGGCCAUCGCGGGAGUACCACAAGAGAACGUCCCAGACCCUGAACAAGAGGAGGGGCCGAGUGCUACGAAAGACCGGAUUGGGGACGAGAUCAUAGAAGUUGAGGAAGACACUCCCCCUCAGGGACCAGCCGUGGGGCUGAGGCUCGGUAGUCCACUCGAGAGCCCGCCAGAUACGAGGAAGAAAGUACAAAGGGAGGAAGUCUCGAUCUCGGUGCCGGAGACAGCCCUAUCGCCGACAGGAAUGGAGGCAAGUGAGGCGGAGGGGGCCAGUCUGAGAAGGGAGGCAGACAGUCUGACCGAUAGCCAUCUGGCCGCCCACGCCCUGGAGCAGCAUAAUCUGGAAGAAUACAUACCUAUGGAGUCACCUCGGGAACCAGGGUUGACGACCCCAGGCAAGGCAGAGGUCGAAACCUCACAGAGAGCUGAUGAGUAUUUGGAUCAGAGGAUUCGCUCCGUAUCCAAGACCUCCUUCAACAGGUAUAGGAUGUUGGAGGCGGAUCUGAGAGGGAAGGAGCUGCAUGAAGCAGGGUUGGAGUCACGGUUGGGGACCCUUGAGGCAGAAGUCYGUGAGCUCAGGGCUCUGGUGACUAGCCAGGCCGCCACCAUCCURGAAUUGAGGCAGCAACUUCAUGGCARCAAGGAUGRGGCGGAAGGMAGCAGGCCAGGGGGGCAGAKUCAGCCAAKACAUGGCGUAUCGGAGCARCCAGCGGUGGCGGAGCCUCAGCAAGAGGCACCUAUGGGAAGAGUCAUUUUGGAGCCUGAGGAGGCAGAGGCCAAGAGGAAGGCUGAGAGGGAAGCCUUCGAAUUCAGAGCCCCUACGGAGCUUGCGGUGCUACCCACAAUGGUUGCGGACCCUGCCAUGCCACCGUCACUUGGGGAGAGACUGCCCUCGGCCAGUGAUGAGCCUCCCCAAGGCUCGACAGGAGGAUCCUUGGAAGUGCUACUGGAAGCAGUCCACUCUAUGCAGGAGGAUGCUGGCUUGUUUUCACCAGAGUCCAAGUUGGAAGAGCCCCUGGAGAGCGAGAUGGGAAGUGCAAUAGAGGGCAUCAUCGCAGGCAGGCCCCAGAGGUUGGAUACUCCUGACUAUGAGCCAGAGGGAGCAAGGGCGCAACCAGGGCCCAGUCCGCGAGAGUCGGAGGCAGGCUCUGAGAGACCCAGAGAUGUGCCUCAGUGCCAUGAGUUGGACGGAGAAGCCAGGGAAACCCCAUCGCCAGCAGGGCCCCAGCGGAAGGAGAAAAGGCCUAGGAAGCCGUUUGACUCGACCUGCUUCUAUUGUACGAAGGAAGAGCACAGGGCAUUGCAGUGCCUCAAAUUCCUGAAGGACCAGGCAGACGGGAAGGUCUCGGAGUAUGAUGGGAAGAUGUAUGAUAGGCAGGGUAGAGUGGUGGAGCGAGCUGUAGAUGGGGGUAGGGCUCAGUUGUACAGGCAGAACCAGGAGGAGAUGAGUGAGUAGGGUCUGGUUCAGGAUAUUUAUUUGACGAAUUUGCUAUUACUUAGGCAGGGUGGACACCUACGACGUUGAGUGUGUACAUGGGGGCCUACGGCAUGGGAUGGCCGCUGUAACUAGGAUCAUGUAAAAUAGGGGGCGUACACUAAGUGGCAAUAAAAUACUGAAUUGUUU
Chara braunii is the source of this 4902-nucleotide messenger RNA. The record is from the annotation of a GenBank genome assembly. NCBI's taxonomy places the organism in Eukaryota, Viridiplantae, Streptophyta, Charophyceae, Charales, Characeae.